This is a messenger RNA of Mercurialis annua (annual mercury), 927 nucleotides long. RefSeq lists its product as uncharacterized. The record is from RefSeq and is a predicted model, not a curated record. Lineage: Eukaryota; Viridiplantae; Streptophyta; Magnoliopsida; Malpighiales; Euphorbiaceae. The coding region runs from base 1 to 927 and encodes 308 amino acids. Gene Ontology annotation, molecular function: zinc ion binding. The transcript is spliced from 3 exons.
AUGUGUAUUAUUUCGGAUCGGCAUGAGAGCAUCAAAAAUGCAAUUGGAAAGGUAUAUCCUGAAGUUAGCCAUGGAAUAUGCACCUUUCAUUUGUACAACAACCUCAAAACAAAUUUCAGGAAGAAAUCAAAAGAUUUCAGAAAAACAUUUUUCAAAGCAGCAAGGGCAUACACUAAAGAUAAAUUUGAAUUUUACAUGGCUGAAAUUGAUGAGAUGGAUGCGCGUAUAAGGCCGUAUCUAGAAAAAGUGGGGUAUCCAAAAUGGGCGAGGGCACAUAUUACAAACAAUAGACAUUUGAUGAUGACAACAAAUGUGGCAGAAUCUUUGAAUGCAAAAAUUAGAGGUGCAAGGGAAUUACCAAUAACACCUUUGUUAGAGUACCUACGAGCAUUGGUUCAAGAAUGGACAUAUACAAAUAGGUUCUCAGCCAUGUCAACCUUCACAAGCGUUUCAAAAAGAGCUGAAAACAUGCUACAUGAAAACUACAUUGAUUCGCUGAAAAUAAAGGCAUCAAAAUCAACUGAUCAACUAAGUACGGUUUAUGAACAUGACCUGAUAUUCACAGUAGAUUUGAAAGAAAAAACUUGUACUUGUAGAAGAUUUCAAAUGGACAAACUUCCGUGUCCACAUGCCAUGGCGUUACUAAAAGAGCUACACCAAGAGCCUUAUAGGUACUGUUCAGAAUACUUUGGAAAAGAAAUGAUGUUAAAAACUUAUGAAGGGAUAGUAUAUCCAGUUGACAAUCAAAACUUGCCUAGCAUACCAACAAAUGUUACAGAGAAAAUAGUCCUGCCGCCACAUGGAAAAACCAAGUCAGGAAGACCAAAGAAGAGGAGAAUUAAAGGACCAUGCGAAUCUACAAAUCAGAACAAAUGCAGCAGCUUUAUGGUAGCUCAUGAGCAGCUUUUUGGUAGCUCAAUAAACUAG